GACGCUGCAGUUUAUGUGUGCAAUAAGCCAUCCUCCGUCCCCGUACACCCAGCCGGCCCAUUUUUAUCGAAUUCCUUGACGAUAAUGGUAGAGGCUCAAGUUGGGCUUCAAUGCGGCUCGCUAAAGCCUGUACACCGAACCGAUCGAGUGACAAGCGGGUUGACUCUUUGCUGUAAAAGCUCUGCUGUUGCUCGUAUAUUUCAUAGGUGUCUUUCCGAAGGAACCGUCGACAAACUCUACGUUGCGAGGGUACAUGGAAAAUUUCCAUCAACAAAUAGUGAAAUGCACUUAGAUGCAGCGGUACAUACGCUGGAUCCCGCCAACGGAGUGCGAAUUGUGGACUCCGCUGGGAAACCUUCAAAGAGCGUGUUCAAGCUAGUGGACUUUAAUCAGGCAGAAAAUGUCUCGGUCAUUGCUUGCCAGCCUAUCACUGGGAGAAAUCAUCAACUAAGGGUUCAUUUGCAGAUGCUUGGAUAUCCGAUUGUCAACGAUACUCAGUAUGGU
Messenger RNA from Phaeodactylum tricornutum CCAP 1055/1, 504 nucleotides. RefSeq lists its product with no specific name. The record is from RefSeq and is a predicted model, not a curated record. NCBI's taxonomy places the organism in Eukaryota, Bacillariophyta, Bacillariophyceae, Surirellales, Neidiaceae. Gene Ontology annotation, molecular function: pseudouridine synthase activity; RNA binding. The annotation marks the transcript as partial. The transcript is spliced from 2 exons. Gene Ontology annotation, biological process: pseudouridine synthesis.